AUGCUUUCUAAAUUUGCAAACAAUAUAGGAUAUUUCUUUCUAAUAUUAAUCUUAUGCUCAGGAAUCAUAUUUAAGAAUGGAUUAAGCGAAAAAUUAGCUCCACCAACAAAUGUGCCUUAUGAAAAAAUUUACCGUUUUCACAACUCGGAGAGUUUUGUGCCCAAAAUUGUACAACCAAACAGAGCAGACAUAUGCAAUGAUGAUGCUUGCAUGCAUGGAAAAUGCGAAGUACUCGCGAAAAUUUUUAGAUGCAGAUGCGACGAAGGAUACACAGGAUUAAGAUGCGAAGACAGAAUUCAAACAAAAUCAGAUAAGCAGUUACUGUGGCAGAUGAUCCAAACUUUGAUCAUGCUCUUUAUGUUGAUUUUCGUAUCCGGAAUAUUCUAUCUGUUGCUACGCAGAAAGAAGUGAAGUCCCAAAGUAAAUUAGCUUUUACGCGAAGGAGACGCUCCCCUUUCAGUUAAAAAGUGCCUUUUAUACAAUAAUUUAUAUAUUAAUAAUUAUGAAAAAAAAACAUUUUAUAUUCUUUAAAAUAUAAAAAAAAA
Argiope bruennichi is the source of this 545-nucleotide messenger RNA. Its product is annotated as proepiregulin-like. The transcript is spliced from 4 exons. The record is from RefSeq and is a predicted model, not a curated record. The coding region runs from base 1 to 411 and encodes 136 amino acids. NCBI's taxonomy places the organism in Eukaryota, Metazoa, Arthropoda, Arachnida, Araneae, Araneidae.